AUGAACAAUAAGUCCGAGAUAACCAACUGUGGGAGGACGGAUUCUGUCAGACUGCCAGGAAAUGCACUCGAUACCAGCGAGCAGGGCAUCCGUCUCAUGGGGAAGACUAAUCAUCGAGCAGACAUCCUAGAACAAAGCAUCAGCAACAGCACGGCGACAACUGCAGCAACAAUAAUUUUGGGCGACAAGACUGGGGAUUCCAACAACUGUAACAGCAACAACAGCAGCAUCCGGUGCAACAGCAGCGACCUGCAAACACCCGGUCUCCGCUCUGAGGCUCAGUGCUUCCCUCACGGUGAUGCAGACAAAUCGGCGGCCAUUGUCGCCCGCGAUGAGAAACCGGAACUUGCCGUCUCAGCCUCGACUUCGGAAUCGACCUUGACCCCCGACGGGACAGGGCAGGACGAGGUCACCUUCUGCGACCCCAGACAAAACCAGGUGUUUCAGGUGUUGAGUGGUGUCCAGCAACUUCGGCGGAGUGGUCAGUUUGCGGAUUUAACGGUCAAGGUUCGAGACCAAGAAUUCAGAUGUCAUCGUUUUGUUCUGGCGGCAAACUCUCCCUUCCUUCGCUCCAUGAUUGAGGACCACAAGCAGACGAGAGGGGAGAUGGAGCAGGAGAGGCUGAAGCUCAACGACGGUGGCGACAGCAACUCGGCGGAGAUGAAUGACAACAACAACAGCAACAACAACAACUGCAGCAACAACAACAGCAACAACAACAACUGCAACAACAGUAACGACAACAUCAGUCACAUGUGUCCUGGUAACAGUGGUACCGCCAUGAGCAGUGACUCAAGCAGCAGUGACAUCAUCGUUCUGAGGGGCAUUCAACCGGAGGUGUUUUCAAAGAUCCUGGACUUCAUGUACUGUGUCUUUGAUGAGGUCCUCAACGAAGACAACGCCUUGGACAUGCUCCUGGCUGCUGACACGUUCCAGCUGACUUAUCUGAGGCGAACAUGCGCCUCGUUUAUUACCGAAGCCCUGUCUGUGAAGAACGUGUUUGACGUCAUCAGACUGUGUGACUCUGGAUGCGCCCACCUGUUUGAACCCAAAGUGCUAAGACGCAGCCGACAGGUCAUCCGCGAGAACUUUACACAGCUAAGCUCCACCGACGAGUUCCUCACCUUAAACCGACAUCACAUGAUCCUGCUGACGGCCGACAGUAUGCUGUGUGCUGACAACGAGAUGGACGUCAUCCAGGCACUGCUGAGGUGGGUCAAAGUUCGUCCCGAAGAGAGGUCGGCCGAUCUGACCUUGAUGCUGCAGCACAUCCGGUUUCCGCUGAUGACGUCACGUGAACUCGACGCCCUCAAGGAGAUCCCGUUGUUGAGGGAGAACUGCCUGGCCAUGGCCUUGAUCGAGGAGUCCAGGGCUUAUGGGAACAUGGACUACACGGACCGAAUGGCCUGGCCGCGCCACAACGCCAUCUCGCGAUGCCUGUUUCCGGCCCGAGACUUCAUCCUGUGGACAGCAGACCGCGACAAGGGCCUCCACUUCUACUCCAUCAUUGACGGCCUCCACCACAAGAUCACCAGCUUCGGCGAGCUGACGGCGCCCACCUCCAGUGGGUUCUUGUUCGACAGCACCUCCUCCGUGUGCUGCUAUGGCGACAGCAUCUAUUUCACAG
This is a messenger RNA of Candidula unifasciata, 1627 nucleotides long. Lineage: Eukaryota; Metazoa; Mollusca; Gastropoda; Stylommatophora; Geomitridae. The record is from the annotation of a GenBank genome assembly.